AUGGCUGAUAGUGUACUUAUAUACCUUAAACAUGAAAUACUUCAUCAAUGUCCUGAAAGAAAUCAGCAAGAUUUUUCAGAAAUAACCCAAAAGCAGAUUCAUGCAUGGUGGACAAUAUUUAUUCAAAAAGAGUUUAUUCAUGACACUAAUCAAAUAAAAUCAGCAAAAAUUUUUUUAGAAGAAUGCAAUCUUCAAGUUAUUAUGUUUAAUAAUGAUAAUAGAACGAAUGUAUUAGGAUAUAAGCUUUACUCUAUAAUUGGUCAGUAUGACAGUGCAGAUUUUGCAAUAGCAUACUUAUUUGUUGAAGAGAAUAAGCAAGAUG
Messenger RNA from Dentiscutata erythropus, 322 nucleotides. The record is from the annotation of a GenBank genome assembly. NCBI's taxonomy places the organism in Eukaryota, Fungi, Glomeromycota, Glomeromycetes, Diversisporales, Gigasporaceae.